AUGGACGAGAAUAACGAAAAAGCUGAGCGAAACGAAAAGGAAAAUGAGAAGAAUGACGAACGAAAGGAAGAAAAAGAUGCAGAAGAGGACGAAAAUACGAUAAAAAUCGCUCUUCAAUAUCGCCCACUUGAUCGACUUCCAGUUGAGGAACGAAUGACCAAAUGUUUCAUCUGCAAAGAUGGGGACAGCGUUGAAGAGCCGUUGAUUCAAUGCGAGCACAAGUACAAGGAGCCAGGCAUAAAGUGCAGCACUCAUUUCCAUCAGGCGUGCAUCGACAAAUACAACGCCGGUGGCUUUUCGAUGAACCGGCUUGAGUCAGAGCGUAUCUUCAAGAAAUGCCCACUUCACAUUUGCUUCACAUGUUGGUCGGAUUGUAUGCGCACAUCGGCACUUAAAGGAAACUUGCUGCAGUGUCACUAUUGUAUGCGAGCUUUUCAUCUCACUUGUUCGCCGGCUAAUCGUGUGGAGCCCGAGCCCAACUUAAUCACACCAAGCACAGUGGAUGCAGACGGAAAAUCGAUCGUAAUAGAGAGCGUCUCGUAUUGUAUUUGCUCGCGACAUCAAAACCUCGAGCCAAAGUUGAAGAAAAUGAUAAAAAUCAACCAGAAGCUUAGUUAUUGCUGCGAGUGCAAUGAGGCACCCAUCGACGGUGAGACGUUGCAAGGAUGCGCUAACUGCCCGCGCUCGUUCCAUCCACGCUGUUAUCGUUACACAAAAGUGAUACCAGAGGUUGCGGGGACGUGGUGCGAACGAUGUAUCUUCGCCGACGAGUUUCGCCUUAAUGAAUAUGUGAUCGUUCGUUACAAGAAUAGUUGGUAUCCCGCUCAAAUUGUGCUACCUGAUCGCUUUCCGAAAACAAAGAAAAAUAUUGACAAGUUUGGAGAAUACAAUGCUGAGUCAGGUUUUGUCACCGUCGCGUGGGUUGGCUACACGGAUACGUAUGCUGUGGCUCCAUAUCAACAUUGCAUUGAGAUGCCCAAGGGAAGCAUCGACCAUUUUCGCCACUCGGAUUCGAAAAGCAGGAAUGGUUGGCUAGAGCUCGAGGCGAGUAGCAACGAGAUACCAUUGCCACUUCCAAGCAAGGACGUCGAUUUCACGGCCACAGAGUGCAAAAGCCGUUAUUCGUCGAUCAAGCGUUCGAUCUAUUACUCGGAUGACGCGCGACCAACCAAAGAGGAUACAUUGGAUGAAGCGUUGUGUGAUUGCCCAGAAGGAGAGGAGAAUCGUUGCGCGUCCGGAUCGUCUUGCUUGAAUCGAAGCCAAAACCAGGAGUGCCCAUUUGCAUGCGCGAAGAAACGCGGUGGUUGCUUGAAUCGUGAGAUUACGAAUGGAGACUAUUGCAAGUAUGUGAAAGUGAAGGACGUUGGUCGAAUGGGAAAAGGACUGUUUGCGACAAAAGAUCUUGAAGUGGGAACAUUUAUUGGCGAGUACGCAGGGGAAAUCAUUUCGAAGGCUGAGCAAUUGAGACGGAUUGAGCAGGCGACGAGCAGCCGUAAUUUGGAGGAGAUGCAUUACAUGUUGUCGGUUUCAAGUCUUCAUCGGGUCGUCGACGCAAAGUUCAAGUCGAAUUUGAGCAGAUUCAUCAAUCACUCGUGCGAACCGAAUUGCAUCGUUGAGCCGAUUCUAAUCGUUAUCAAGGAGACCAAGUUGGCAUGUGUUAGAGACGAGCGAAUUCGCAUCACCACGACGCGUCCCAUCAAAGCUGACGAGCAGCUCACUUUUGACUAUGCAAUGGAAGCUUACAAAGAGAGUGGAACCCUUCAGACGUGUCAUUGCGGAUCGAAGAAGUGUCGAGGAACCCUUGGAGGCAGAGCUGCAAAGCCGGUUAUUGAUGAUACGAAGACAAUGUCAAGGAAGAUUCGCGGAAAGCGAAAGGUGCGAAUCGUCGAAGAGGAAAAGGAGAACGCAACACUUGGAUCACCGAGAAAGAGAAGAACGACCGGAUCAUCGGUGAGAUCACAACGGCGAAGGGGUGCUGUUGCUGGAAGUGAUGAGGCGAACUUGGUCGCUGUUGUGCCAGCUCUUGAUGAAAACAAGGAAACUGUUGGGGCGGCAAAAAGAAGAAAAACGAUUAGCGACUGCAAAGCACUGACAACAUCACAACGACAACGAAGUGCUGAUGUUGAAGGAAAAGAUGAGACGAACUUGGCCGUUGUUCUGCAAGCUGUUGACACUCGAAAAGACGAUGAGACGGCAAGAACUCGAAGAAGAGGACGGCAAAGACGGGCGAAAGCCAAUGAAACUAGUGCAAUGAUCGAUGAUGAUGACAAGGAAAACGGCAAGACAGGGAGAAAGAACAAAAAUGGCAAGGGAAAGAAUUUUGUGCUCCCCAUUGAGUUUCUGAGAGUUAUGGGGAAACGGCGUUCAAUGCCUCAACAGAAACCCCUUGAGUUCCGGAGAGUUAUUGAGAAGCGACGUUCAAUGCCUCAACAGACACCAACCAGUGCAAUCAUUCCCGAUCAGGGGGCUCUCGUGGUAAUUGAUGCACAAAUGACUGCCACUUCUCCACUUAGCCUCACUCAG
Mesorhabditis belari is the source of this 2523-nucleotide messenger RNA. Lineage: Eukaryota; Metazoa; Nematoda; Chromadorea; Rhabditida; Rhabditidae. The record is from the annotation of a GenBank genome assembly.